Babesia bigemina is the source of this 1095-nucleotide messenger RNA. RefSeq lists its product as hypothetical. The transcript has 9 exons. The record is from RefSeq and is a predicted model, not a curated record. Bases 1 to 1095 code for a protein of 364 amino acids. NCBI's taxonomy places the organism in Eukaryota, Apicomplexa, Aconoidasida, Piroplasmida, Babesiidae.
AUGCCGAAGACAAAAGACGGUAAGACAUGGCAAUGGACACAGGCCGAAGCCAGCGAGUUUUUUAGCUACGCUAGAGGCAGCUUCGACGCCGGUGACCGCCUGGCUCUGGACAAGAAGCUAAGAUGUGCCGCCGAGGACGCCGUAACGCAGCAACGAUGCCCGAGUGACAUUCAGAAGGGGUUCAAGCGGCACGAAGGUGGCGUUGAUCGCUUUCAUUCUCACCCAGCUGCAGACGACAUCAUCGGCGAAUGUGUAGACGAGCUGUGGAGCAGCGACGAAAAACUGGCUGCAGUCGUCGCCGACGCCCUUGAAAACGCGGCAACCACCUACGAAAGGGUCAAACAAAAAGGGAUAAAUGAAGGCCUGAAGGUUACCAAGGAGGUCGACGUGCAACUCAUCCAGACUGCGUGGAAGCAGGCGUUCACCAUGAGCCUCAGCAAAUUCGCCAUGCUGGACAUACAGAAAUGGUGUGCAAGCAGGGCUGCCGAUGGCGGGUUGUGUGCGCUCAGCGAGGAGGAUUACAUGGACUUCACGGGAAACACGAUCCACUCCAUAGUCAAUGAAGGUCUAGGAAUCGUCGCCGGAUACGCAGCUGUGGACCGUUCGGCGAUACGGCGCGAGCUUAUGUUCAUGCAAUAUAACGGGCUCUUUACUAAGAACAAGGAAGUCAUUACUCCCUACCGAGGUUGCGCGACGCUUUGGGUGAAAGCGGAAGAUCUGUCUCCCGAGCACCAUAAGGAAACUCUCAAGGUAAUCGAGAAAAUAAAGCGAGUGCCCUUCGAGUUAUGCAAAAGGUGCAAGAUCAUGCUACAGAUAAUAUCGCACGUCCGCCUGGUGCUGAUGAACGGGACGGACGCGGAGAUCAGACUCCAUGAGGAUUCACUGAACAACGGUGUGAUGUUCACAAUCCUGUACAUCGCAUCUAUCGACUCAAAUGAAGACGUGCACAUCGGCAUAGAGGUAUCGGGGGCGCGGAAAGAUGUAAAACUCGAAACGGAUAUGCUGAUCGUAUUGAGAAGCAACGUACCAUAUGAAGUUAAACCUGUGAACGGCACAGUUUUCAUCGUGAACGCGUGGGUCACGGGCACCAAGUGA